This is a messenger RNA of Brassica napus (rape), 909 nucleotides long. RefSeq lists its product as uncharacterized. The record is from RefSeq and is a predicted model, not a curated record. The transcript has 3 exons. Bases 1 to 909 code for a protein of 302 amino acids. NCBI's taxonomy places the organism in Eukaryota, Viridiplantae, Streptophyta, Magnoliopsida, Brassicales, Brassicaceae.
AUGAGGAAGGAGUUGAAGGCUCUACAGGAUAAGAUAGACAUCAUCAUUGCGGAUAAAACCACCCAAGAGCAGCUGCACUUUGUUGGGAUUGAAUUGAGUAACCACAAGAAAGAGGUAGAUGAAAUUGAAAGAUUGGUGUUUGGAACUGAGAUUGAACAGGUUCAACAUCUGAUUGUAGCAACAGCUGAAGCAAAGAUUGUUGAGGAAGCUGACAAAAUGGUUGAAGUAAAGAUUUUGAAGGGAGAUGCACCCAUGGCUGAGAAACCAGUUGCGAAGAGAUCUAACCAGAAGCUGAAAGAGGUCAAGCUGGAGGACACCACUGAGGUUGAGCAGUUACCCUAUGACAAGCUCCCAUUUCCACAAAGGGUCCUCACCAAAGCUCAGAAGAAGGUGAUUUCCAAGUUGAGAAAAGACCUAAGUGAUAUUGGAAUUAAGCUUCCAGCGAUUUCGGGUAUGCGUGAGGCUCAUGUCCAAAUGAUGCUCAUCAAGGACAUUGUAGACCACCAAGCAGAAGUAGCAGAGCUUCUCAACAUUUCAACUUUGAAACUUGAUCCACCAGUCACACCAAAGUCUCUCCCUAAACUAGAAUCCCAAGGGAAGUUCACCUUGUCUUGCUCUCUUGGUAAGCUCACCUUUGAUGAUGCUCUUAUUGGAUCUUGCACCAUCCCUAUAGACCUCACUGUCUUGAAGAUGGCAACUGAGAAGAGAGUUCCAUUGAUCCUGGGCACACCAUUCCUUACUACUGUGGGUGCUUGCAUCGAUUUCGCCAACAAGAAGGUCACACUCCUCAAUGUCAACAAAGCUGUCUCUUACCCAAUUCAGUCUCCACUGGAUGUUGAGUAUUGUGGAACCAUCACUUGUGGAGACCCCUACAUUGAGAAAGAUCCUCCUUCUCCACUUUCCACUUGA